Messenger RNA from Aspergillus heteromorphus CBS 117.55, 1694 nucleotides. RefSeq names its product proteasome regulatory particle base subunit RPT5. NCBI's taxonomy places the organism in Eukaryota, Fungi, Ascomycota, Eurotiomycetes, Eurotiales, Aspergillaceae. Gene Ontology annotation, cellular component: proteasome regulatory particle, base subcomplex. Gene Ontology annotation, biological process: proteasome-mediated ubiquitin-dependent protein catabolic process. The transcript has 3 exons. The coding region runs from base 122 to 1513 and encodes 463 amino acids. Gene Ontology annotation, molecular function: ATP hydrolysis activity; proteasome-activating activity; ATP binding. The record is from RefSeq and is a predicted model, not a curated record.
CUCUCAAAUACCCCAACCUUUUCUCCCCCGACCCUACCCCCCCAUUCUCCCAUUCCGAACCCAUCCCAUCCGCAUUUCAUCUUCGUCUCCUACUCCUUCGCCACCCCACUCACUUGCAACCAUGUCCACUUUGGAGGAUCUCGACGACCUUGAGCGCGAGGAGAGAGACCAGAAGGGCCAGGCUGAUGGCAACGGCGACGGCCGGAAGCCUGGAGGUGAAGGAGAUGCUGAGAUGAAAGAUGCAGAUGUCAAGAAGGAUGAGGAGGGUCUUUUGGACGAAGAGAUCCUUGGCUCGAGCACAGCGGAUAUCGUCAAGCGAAGGCGGAUGCUGGAGAACGAGCUGCGGAUCAUGAAAAGCGAAUACCAGCGGUUGACCCACGAGCAGAACACAAUGAGGGAGAAAGUCAAGGACAACCAAGAGAAGAUCGAAAACAACCGGCAAUUACCCUACCUCGUCGGAAACGUUGUCGAGCUGUUGGAUCUGGAUGUUGAGGCUGAAGCCGCUGAAGAGGGGGCGAACAUUGACCUUGACGCUACUCGGGUGGGCAAGUCGGCUGUCAUCAAGACGUCGACCCGUCAGACCAUCUACCUCCCGCUUAUUGGUCUGGUAGAUCAUGAGAAGCUCAAGCCUGGUGACCUGAUCGGUGUCAACAAGGACUCAUACCUUGUUUUGGAUACGCUACCCGCCGAGUACGACAACCGUGUGAAGGCUAUGGAGGUCGAUGAGAAGCCCACGGAGAAGUACACCGACAUUGGUGGUCUGGACAAGCAGAUCGAGGAGAUUGUCGAGGCUAUCGUGUGGCCUAUGAAGGAGGCUGAGAGAUUCAAGAAGCUUGGCAUUAAAGCCCCGAAAGGUGCUUUGAUGUAUGGCCCCCCCGGUACGGGUAAGACCCUUCUUGCCAGAGCCUGUGCAGCCGAGACGAACGCCACAUUCCUCAAGCUUGCCGGUCCGCAGCUGGUGCAGAUGUUCAUCGGUGACGGUGCGAAGCUCGUUCGCGACUGCUUCGCCCUCGCCAAGGAGAAGGCCCCCUCCAUCAUCUUCAUCGACGAGUUGGAUGCGGUCGGUACGAAGCGUUUCGACUCCGAGAAGUCCGGUGACCGUGAAGUGCAACGAACCAUGCUGGAACUCCUCAACCAGCUGGACGGAUUUGCGUCCGACGAUCGGAUCAAGGUCCUCGCGGCCACGAAUCGUGUCGACGUCCUCGAUCCCGCCCUGCUCCGUUCCGGUCGUCUGGACCGCAAGAUCGAGUUCCCGCUACCCAACGAGGAGGCGAGAGCCAACAUCCUGCAGAUCCACUCCCGCAAGAUGGCCGUGGACGACGGCGUCAACUGGGCCGAACUGGCUCGCAGCACCGACGAGUUUGGCGGUGCGCAGCUGAAGGCCGUCUGCGUGGAGGCCGGUAUGAUCGCCCUCCGGAAGGCCAUGAACAAGGUCGGGCACGAAAACUACGUCGAUGCCAUCGCAGAAGUACAGGCCAAGAAGAAGGACACCAACAUGGGUAUCUAUGUCUAGUCUAGUUACCGUCACGAUUAUCCAUUCCAUGAUGUUUUCCCCCGUUUUGUAUCUCUUUGUCCUCGUGCCAUGUAUCUAUGUGCGCCGAGGCUCUCCCUUCCCUCUCCCUGGGUUCAUGCCCGUCCUCUUCUGCUAGGAUCGAUGGCACAUAGAUCAACCGUAAUGAUAUGUUUGAUAGGAC